AUGUUUAUUCUUUAUGGAAUGAAAGCAUAAAUUAAAAUAAUUAAUAGUUAUAUUAUAACAGUUAUUGCGAUAAGAUAAUAUGAAUAAGCUAUUGCAAUUACUGAAUAAUGUAUAAUAAAUUUCCCCAAAAAAAGGUUAUUUUUAUUUUAUAAAAUGUAUUUAUAUUAUUAAUUAUUAAAGGUUUUGUGUUAACAUAACAUAACAUAUCAUAACAAUAAUAGAUGUAAUUAUAUAUACUUAAAAAAAAUAUAAUAAGGCAUUAGAUUGUUAUGAUUAAUCGAUUUCACUAGAUCAAAAUAAUAUUAUUGCCUAUAAUAACAAAGGUAAUAUUUCAAUAAUAAAAUUUUAGGGAUUGGGGCUUUCAAAAAUAUAAAAAGAUUUUGA
Paramecium pentaurelia is the source of this 384-nucleotide messenger RNA. The record is from the annotation of a GenBank genome assembly. NCBI's taxonomy places the organism in Eukaryota, Ciliophora, Oligohymenophorea, Peniculida, Parameciidae.